CUCUCCCAGCUCGGACGCCGGCCUUGUCCGCUCGCAGAGAACUUCCGCCAAAUGAAGCGUCCUGCGGCGUGGCGGCGGGGACCUGGGGGACGGCACAGACGAGGCCCCCGCUCUGUCCCCCGCUGCUCCUGGCCGCCGGCCCGUGACGCUCGGAGGCCGCCCAGUUGCUAGGCAGCGGCGUCCGGACGCGGAGGGCGGGGCGGGCGAUGGACCAGUACUGCAUCCUGGGCCGCAUCGGGGAGGGCGCGCACGGCAUCGUCUUCAAGGCCAAACACGUGGAGACUGGAGAGAUCGUCGCCCUGAAAAAGGUGGCCCUGCGGCGGCUGGAGGAUGGCAUCCCCAACCAGGCCCUGCGGGAGAUCAAGGCCCUACAGGAGAUUGAGGACAAUCAGUAUGUGGUGCAGCUGAAGGCCGUGUUCCCUCACGGGGCAGGCUUCGUGCUGGCCUUCGAGUUCAUGCUGUCAGAUCUGGCUGAGGUGGUCCGCCACACCCAGAGGCCGCUUGCCCAGGCACAGGUCAAGAGCUACCUGCAGAUGCUGCUCAAAGGUGUCUCCUUCUGCCAUGCCAAUAACAUUGUGCAUCGGGACCUGAAACCAGCCAACCUGCUCAUCAGUGCUUCAGGCCAGCUCAAGAUAGCAGACUUUGGCCUGGCCCGGGUCUUUUCCCCAGAUGGCAGCCGCCUCUACACACACCAGGUGGCCACCAGGUGGUACCGAGCCCCCGAACUCCUGUAUGGUGCCCGCCAGUAUGACCAGGGGGUCGACCUGUGGGCUGUGGGCUGCAUCCUGGGGGAGCUGUUGAAUGGGUCCCCACUUUUCCCGGGGGAGAACGACAUCGACCAGCUUUGCUGUGUACUUCGCAUCUUGGGCACUCCUAGCCCUCAGAUCUGGCCGGAGAUCACGGAGCUGCCUGACUACAACAAGAUCUCCUUCAAGGAGCAGGCGCCUGUGCCCCUGGGGGAGGUGCUGCCGGACGCCUCUCCCCAGGCCUUGGACUUGCUGGGGCAGUUCCUCCUCUACCCUCCUCGCCGGCGCAUUGCGGCCUCCCAGGCCCUUCUGCAUCAAUACUUCUUCACAGCUCCCCUACCCGCCCACCCUUCGGAGCUGCCAAUUCCUCAGCGCCCAGGGGGAUUGGCCCCCAAGGCCCACCCGGGGCCUCCUAACAUCCAUGACUUCCACGUGGACCGGCCCCUCGAGGAGUUGCUGUUGAACCCGGAGCUGAUUCGGCCCUUCAUCCCAGAGGGCUGAGAUGCUGGACCAGGCCCCACCAGCCUGUCUUCCAGGGCCUCUGUUCUUCUGCUCCAGCCUGCGUCAGCCUCCCAUGGCCACACUACGACCAUUCUGGGCUCACUCCACACCUGGUCCUGCCCCAGUAGAGAAGGAGACCUGAGGCUGUGCCCUUGGCUUCCCAUCUGUGUGCUGUGAACAUACCCAGCAGAGAGACAGUGAGCCCACUACCAUGCUGGCCGUGGUGCUGCUUCUCCAGGCGCUGCCUUUGGUCAGGGAUGGUCCUGGUAGAGCCAUCUGUGGGAGCACAAAGAUGUCCUCGAUUUGGAAACCCAAGUGAGAAGGGAGGUUUGGUUUGCUUUUGUUCUCAGUGAUAAUAAACACUAGUUCUGUUUUGAGAUUUAUUAUGAAAAACUCCCAAGUAGUUCUUCCUGGUGUCUGCCUUUCUUCUGUUCUUAAUCAAGAGAAGUAGCUGAUGUGGCAUCAUCUCCUGGUCCUCACUUCUCUGUGGUCACCGGGAAAGUGGCCCCAUUCAUGGCUCCUCUAGUCUUGGGAGCGUUCUGCGGGCUUUAUACGAUGGAGCUCCCAUUUGGAGGUGACAUGAACCAAACAUCAUAACCUGGCUUCAGACGUCUUCAGCCCUUUGCAGAAGGUGAGCCAGAACCAGAUGUGCCAUCUUCCUUAGCGAUACCGAGCAAACAAGGAAGCCAGCAUCCCUGAAACUCAUGUUAAUUCAGUAAAU
This is a messenger RNA of Molossus molossus (Pallas's mastiff bat), 1968 nucleotides long. RefSeq names its product cyclin dependent kinase 20 (gene CDK20). The record is from RefSeq and is a predicted model, not a curated record. Gene Ontology annotation, cellular component: nucleus. Gene Ontology annotation, molecular function: ATP binding; cyclin-dependent protein serine/threonine kinase activity. Bases 207 to 1247 code for a protein of 346 amino acids. Gene Ontology annotation, biological process: protein phosphorylation. The transcript is spliced from 8 exons. Lineage: Eukaryota; Metazoa; Chordata; Mammalia; Chiroptera; Molossidae.